Messenger RNA from Anopheles merus, 1705 nucleotides. Its product is annotated as chondroitin proteoglycan 2-like. Lineage: Eukaryota; Metazoa; Arthropoda; Insecta; Diptera; Culicidae. The transcript is spliced from 2 exons. Gene Ontology annotation, molecular function: chitin binding. Bases 46 to 1536 code for a protein of 496 amino acids. The record is from RefSeq and is a predicted model, not a curated record. Gene Ontology annotation, cellular component: extracellular region.
CCUCCAAAACAGUCGCUGUGCACUCCUCAAGAACGAGAUCACAAGAUGUCAGGUUGGCCCAUACUAAUUCUGCUAGCGUUGGCAUCCCUGACGUUCAGCGCGAAUGCCCAGGAGUCGUGCCUGAGGUGCGGCUUCCCUACUGGGAACAAGCUCCACGCUCACGCGCAUUGUGCGCAGACUGGGCCGCGCAAGUACUUCCGCGAUCAGCACGACUGUGCGAAGUUCUACCAGUGUAACCGGGGCACUGCGUACGAGUUCCUGUGCGCUGAAGGAUAUGCGUUCAACGAGGAACAGAACGCUUGUGAGCAUAUUGCGAAGGUACGGUGCCCCACGGUCAGUGCUGAUCCGAGCAAUACGCAUCAGUUGGAGUACGAUUUUGUGCGUGCGAGUGGUGCUGGACAGCGGAACAGGACGUCAGGACAUGAAGAAAGCUCCCAUCACAGCAGUUCGCACCAGUUGGAGUACGAUUUUGUGCGUGCAAGUGGUGCUGGACAACGGAAUAGGACCUCAGGUCAUGAAGGAAGCUCCCAUCACAGCAGUUCGCACCAGCUGGAGCACGAUUUUGUGCGUGCGAGUGGUGCUGGACAACGCAACAGAACGUCAGUUCAUCAAGAAAGCUCCCAUCACAGCAGUUCGCACCAGCUAGAGCACGAUUUCGCGCGUGCAAGCGGUGCUGGACAACGCAACAGAACUUCAAGUCAUGUAGGAAGCACUUCACACCACCUAGAGUACGAUUUUGUGCGUGCGAGCGGUGCCGGACAACGCAACCAUACCACGUGCAACAUUUGCCAGCAGGCGAAGCAAGUCAUCCAACGGCAUGGCAACUGUCCCCGCACAAACGGGUACUAUCCGGUGAUGUUUCGCAACGAGAAGGACUGUUCCCAGUUUUACCAGUGCGAUCAUGGCACGGCCUAUCUUAUCCAGUGCCCGGCCGGAUUGCACUUCAAUACGCGGCUCAGCGUGUGCGACUACCCGGACAAGGUGGACUGCAAUGGACCGGUACUGAACGAACACGUGACAGGUGGUGCUCACGGUGGUCAUGGCGGUUCGCCGUCCUGUGCCGUCUGCCAGAGUGCAACCAGUGUUGUGCACCGUCAUCCCCAAUGUCCCACCCGAAAUGGGCCCCACCCGAUCAUGUUCCGCCAUCGAACGGACUGUACGAAGUACUAUCAGUGUGAUCACGGCACUGCCUUUGAGAUCACAUGUCCCGCUGGAUUGCAUUUCAACACGGCGCUCAACGUGUGUGAUUAUCCGGAACGGGUGGGCUGUUCCGAAGGUGCGGUAGGAUCGGGAGGCGCUAGUGAAGCGCCGGCUGUGGACCGCCCAGUGGUGGCGAAGAUUCAUCCCAACUGUCCGGCUGUUACCGGUCGGCAGGAGCCUGCCUAUUGGGCCCAUCCGCACGAGUGCGGCAAGUACUUCGGUUGCCAGUGGGGAUGCGUGGAGCUGCUGAGCUGCCCGGCCGGCCAUCGGUGGGACGAUGGGAAGAAGGCUUGCUCGCCGGACGAGUCGCUCGAGUGUGCGAAUGCGGAAUGGUAAUGGAGGGGAAUAUUUAUGAACACAUGCUGGAAGCCCAAUAGCAAUAAAGAAUAAUACAAGCAAUUAGCCGGGAUUUCAUUCAGCUCUGUAAGAAUGAGAUAUCUCAGUAUCUUAUAGUAUAGUUAUUCAAGAACAGUAGAAACUGGAUAAGAUUUUAUACAGCAAAUCU